This is a messenger RNA of Hypoxylon fragiforme, 2682 nucleotides long. Its product is annotated as ribonucleases P/MRP protein subunit POP1-domain-containing protein. The transcript has 2 exons. Lineage: Eukaryota; Fungi; Ascomycota; Sordariomycetes; Xylariales; Hypoxylaceae. The coding region runs from base 1 to 2682 and encodes 893 amino acids. Gene Ontology annotation, biological process: tRNA 5'-leader removal. Gene Ontology annotation, cellular component: ribonuclease MRP complex; nucleolar ribonuclease P complex. The record is from RefSeq and is a predicted model, not a curated record.
AUGGCAAAGGCCACAUCCAACCCAAAUAAGAGAAAAGACCAUUCACGGCAAGAUGUGAUAUCCAAGAAUAGCCUGGGGAGGCCCCCCCCUGGUCCGAGUACGCGAGAAACGAAGCGCACGAAGAUUCAUGAUAUCAGAAGCAUUGCUUCUCAACAAUCUCACGCAGCCUUGAAAGAUGGUGAACUGAACGUUCAGUCAUUCAUAAGCUCUCUCUCCUUCGAGAUGAGUGCUUUGGACGAGAGCAUGAGACGCACUCGGACCUCUCAAACCAGUCGAGCAUUUCAGCGCGUACCCUUCAAAAUGAGACGCAGGGCUGCAGCGCAUAACUAUAAGAAAGUCCCAAAACGUCUGCAAAGGAGGGCUAGGAGAGAAAUGGCCGAGGACAACACUCCAGCAGUAAGCUCCAAGACAAGAAAGCCAAAAACUACCAGGGCUAGGUUACGAACUGAGACGGCCCGCAAAUUGGAAAUCCUUAUAAAGCGAAAGAGGUUGCAGAAACUGAGGAGCUCAGGUGCCGAUGAAGAAACCAUCUCCAUUCGAGCAGCUAGACUCAAAAUACGAAGGAAUACACUCAACAGUCCCAUUAUCUCCACUAGAAAAUUCAGAAAGCGACAGAUUUCGAAAACAUGGCUCCCUACUCACUUGUGGCAUGCAAAGAGAGCGAGGAUGACACAUCCUGCACAACCAUUAUGGAGAUUCGCAAUCCCUCUCACUCCCACGCAGAAAAUAUACCGGCCUACCCACCGAAUUCAAUGGGAAAAGGGCGCUAUGGCUUGGGACAUGAGCUACAUGAGCACUAUCGGCCUAUACGGACCCCAGAACAGUGUUCAAAAUGUACUCAAGUCAUUGGGGCUUACACAGGAAGCUAUGUGGAGUGAUAGAGCAAGACGUUGGAGAUCAGGUAGUAUGCACUGGACUGGGGACUUGAGCAAGAAAGGCAAAGACAACUUGCGUUUUAUCGGUCCAGCCACUAUUAUCUGGAAUCCAGAAAAGGAAGCCGGCCAUGCAAAUUUUACAGACCAGCGGGGACCGUUCAGGCAACUUUAUAUCCGUAUCCACCCCUCUACGUUCUUAGAGGUCUUCAACGAGGUGUCACGGCUCGCAAAAAUGCAGCACCCUCGGCCUUAUGUUGAAGAUCUGAGGUUCGAGCUUGGGAGCAUUGAUAUCACUGGCCCCGACUCGACAGAAGCUCUACUUGGAAUUCUUAAGCCUUACUUUAUGCGGCCCGAGUCUAAAGAACGUGACGCUUCGAUGUUUGAAUCACUCGCUGGCCUAAAAGACCCAGGCGCUUUGCCUAUUGGGUCUCUAUUUGCCUUUUCGAUCGCAGACCCUCGUCUCCACUAUCCUCCACGCCGUGCAAUUAUUCCGAAUACAACAAAUCCGGAUGCCCAAGUUGCGCUUCUAAAUGCCAUAUCAGCACUUCAGAAACAAGAUGCUGUGAAGCCGCAUAAGUUGUUCGACAGAGAUUUGCGAUUCAAAGCCUCUCAACUUCCGUCGCAGCGGUCUCUCAAUCGUCGUCGUGGCAAAGGUGUACCAGGAGCCAUCCUCCAACCAACCUUAGCUGACCCCCCUAUUCCUAUAUUGUUGCUCGCUUCCCGCCACUCCUUAGGGCUACAAUCGUCCGGCACGUGGACAUUGAUUCUACCCUGGAAAUGUGUGCUUGCGGUAUGGUAUGGCCUAAUGCAUUAUCCAUUGUCAACAGGCGGCAAUCCUUGGUUCGGUGGCGUGGACGAAGUCAGACAUCUCACAUUCGAGCGAGGUCUUCCAUGGUUUCCGGGUGACUUCCCGGGUGCAGAGGCUGGCAAAUCUUGGGAAUUAGAAGAACGAGGAGUGAGGCAGAAAGCCUGGGAACGUAUGCCGAAAGGGAAACGGGUCAAUUUGGAUUCGCUUGAUUUAGGAGCAGGACGAAAAGGCGAAAUUGGAAUAGGGUGGAAUUGCGACUACGAAUUACUUCUCGGCCUUGGCAAAGGGAACAAGUCUGACAUGACAUUGAUAGAUGGGAAGAAUGGAGGCGAUGAGUCAAAAGCAAGCCCAAUGGGCCAUUUAGAAAGCAUCACACAACUAUCGAAGUCUUCAUUCAGGGCCUAUAAUUUAUCGACGACUGGGUUGCCUCAUCUAGCUUCAUUGGUGACGGCGAAUAUCAAGAUGAUGGGGCGUGGGGUAGUAAGUACCUGUGCGAGGAUAUAUCGCUUACCAAAUGCAAACCCCAUUGCGGUCUCAACACAGGCCGAAGUACCAGCCACAGAGCCGUCUCUACCAUCGAGAUCAGCGGGCAAGUUACCUCCAAACCUAUGCGACCAGUGGCUAGCACAAAGGCCAACCAAAGCCAGCUCGUCUAAAAAGGUCCGCCCUAAACGAGACUUGGAUCUAGAGACCCGGCAACAAUUACUCGCCCAACAACUGAUUGGUCCGCCAGCUUUAUUUCCGCCACCUCAUCCCAAUUCAGACAAUAUCAACGGUCAUCCGUUAUGCCCUGACAAGGAAGAUCUGAUUGGUUUUGUAACUACGGGGAGCUUUAAUCUUAGAGAUGGACGAGGUGAUGCGAUCGGUAGUUUGUCGGCUACGAAGGCGCUAGAGGAGUUAAGACGAUAUAAGAACUCAGAAGAUCCCGCCAUUAGACUCUGCGUGGUUAGGAACGCAGGCCAGAAUGUUGGAUGGCUUGCGAGGUGGGAGCUGAUUUAG